Guyanagaster necrorhizus is the source of this 540-nucleotide messenger RNA. RefSeq lists its product as uncharacterized. The record is from RefSeq and is a predicted model, not a curated record. Bases 192 to 452 code for a protein of 86 amino acids. The transcript has 3 exons. NCBI's taxonomy places the organism in Eukaryota, Fungi, Basidiomycota, Agaricomycetes, Agaricales, Physalacriaceae.
GGUCGAAUGAACGCGAAUCCGACACUUCGAUUUCCCUGCCUGUUGUUAAGGAGAUGCUCUCGGUGACUGCCGCCGCGAUCGCCGGGACGGUCCUUUUCCAGAGCAUCCAUGUCGCCCCUAGUCGUCUUGGUUUAGAUCAAGAAUUGAAGACUUUCUUACACUCAGAGCCCGAAAUCGAUCCGAAGUUCACCAUGGGCCGAAGCGCAAAAUUCGCUAAACGCAUGCCGAAGAAACUAAAAUCCUCCGCGCUGGCCACUGGCUCUUCAGCGAACAAUACGUCUCACGCGCAACAGGUUCAAAAUGCUAAAAAAAGAGCCAGUCUGAAAAGCAAAGCGGUGGAUAGGGGAGGAACCAAUGAAUCGCUGCUUGGAGGUGCAGAUUAUGUAUCAUUAAUGAUGGGGGGACGAAAGAAAGCUCGUCAGGAGGCUCAGAAGCUACCUAAAGAUAGCUAGACAUGCUUAGUAUCCAUCAGCUAUUCAAUUCGCAUCAGUGGUAGAUGAUUGACAAAUAAUUACUACAUUUUUUUGGGUCAGUUAAUGA